AUGGGUGUGUUUACUUAUGAAAUGGAGGUGGUUACGAAAAUUCCACCAGCUAAGAUAUUCAGCGCCCUUGUCCUUGAUGGUGACAAACUCAUCCCCAAGAUCGUGCCACAGGCCAUUAAGACUGUUGAGCUCAUUAAAGGAGAUGGAGGGCCUGGCAGUAUCAAGAAGAUUACUUUUGGCGAGGGAAGCCAAUUUGACUAUGUGAAGCAUAAGGUUGAAGCAUUAGACAAAGAAAAUUUCAUCUACAAUUACAGUGUGAUUGAGGGUGAUGCAUUGAUGAAAUCAUUAGAGAAAAUCACCAAUGAGAUUAAAUUAGCAUCUUCUCCAGACGACGUUGGAUCCAUCUGCAAAAGUAUAAGCAAGUACUAUACCAUUGGUGACUUCUCGAUUACGGAAGAGCAAAUCAAAGCUGGCAAAGAAAAGUCUUCAGGAUUGUUCAAGGCCAUUGAAGCCUACCUUCUGGCAAAUCCUGAUGCCUAUUAA
Messenger RNA from Mangifera indica (mango), 483 nucleotides. Its product is annotated as major allergen Pru ar 1-like. The record is from RefSeq and is a predicted model, not a curated record. The transcript has 3 exons. Gene Ontology annotation, biological process: defense response; abscisic acid-activated signaling pathway. Gene Ontology annotation, cellular component: cytoplasm; nucleus. Gene Ontology annotation, molecular function: abscisic acid binding; protein phosphatase inhibitor activity; signaling receptor activity. Lineage: Eukaryota; Viridiplantae; Streptophyta; Magnoliopsida; Sapindales; Anacardiaceae. The coding region runs from base 1 to 483 and encodes 160 amino acids.